Messenger RNA from Helicoverpa armigera (cotton bollworm), 2487 nucleotides. It is a transcript of the gene Ppt2, whose product is annotated as lysosomal thioesterase PPT2 homolog. The coding region runs from base 230 to 1087 and encodes 285 amino acids. The record is from RefSeq and is a predicted model, not a curated record. Lineage: Eukaryota; Metazoa; Arthropoda; Insecta; Lepidoptera; Noctuidae. The transcript has 7 exons. Gene Ontology annotation, cellular component: lysosome. Gene Ontology annotation, molecular function: palmitoyl hydrolase activity; thiolester hydrolase activity.
AAUGACAUUGGCUGUUUGACUUUUGACUCAUGCCAGAUGAUUAUUGUUUACAAAUUGAAGGAUUUUGCGUAUUAUUUACGUAAAUUCUGUUAUUGAAAUAUUAUCAAUUAAUAAAUUAACAAUGUUUAAUUUAUGACGUAGAUGUAGUGUAAGUUUAUAAUGUAUUGUAAGUGAAUUCAGUAAUCGUUGAAUAUUACAUCAGUAAAGUCCUUUGUUCGCGUGUUUAAAAAUGGCAUUGAAAAUCGUAUUUCUUGGCUUAGUUUUAUUUAUUACGCCUAUAUUAUGUUAUAAACCGGUGGUUUUAAUCCAUGGGGUCAUGACUGGGAGUGCUAGUAUGGAAAUGAUUAAAUUCAGAAUUGAAGAGCAACACCCAGGAACAAUAGUGUACAAUGUGAACAGAUUCGAGAGCUGGUCCAGUUUGGAGACAAUGUGGCACCAAGUUCUGGAAAUUGGUAUGGAUAUUGCCAAUAUAUCGGCCAGCCAUCCUGAAGGAAUUAAUCUUAUUGGGUAUUCCCAAGGAGGGCUGAUAGCGCGCGGCAUAGUGGAGACAUUCCCCAAUGUAUCAGUUAGCACAUUUAUAUCUCUGAGCUCACCACAAGCUGGACAAUAUGGAGCUGGCUUCCUCCACCUAGUAUUCCCCGGUCUAGUCAAAGACACAGUCUACGAACUAUUUUACUCUCGAGUGGGACAGCACACAUCCGUCGGUAACUACUGGAACGAUCCCUACCACCAGAGCUUGUAUGAGACCUACAGUGUGUAUCUACCGUAUAUUAAUAAUCAUAUUAAAUCAGCGAAAUCGGAGGACUUCAAGAAAAAUCUACUAAGACUGAAGAGAUUGGUGCUCAUUGGAGGUCCAGAUGAUAAUGUGAUUACACCCUGGCAAAGCAGCCAAUUCGGGUACUACGAUGCGAACGAGACGAUUAUCGAGAUGAAAUCCCAAGAUAUUUACAUGGAAGACAAGAUAGGUCUUCGUACCCUCGACGAGAGCGGUCGUCUCCAUGUCGUGACCGUCCCAGGAGUCAACCAUUUCAGCUGGCAUAUGAACAUCAGCAUCGUUGACGACUAUUUGCUACCGUACUUGGAUUAGAAACUUUUUUGAAUGAAAACUCCUCGGAAAAAUCAAAAUAUACAGCUAAAAACCCUUUUUACAUGAAAGGAUUUUUUAGUUAUAAAUCCGCUGGCUAAAGUUCUUAACUUCAGAAGUUUAAAGAAAAGUCGGUUAAAAAGAUAAAAAUGGCAAAAACAAAAAGUUUAAAAAUGGUACAAAACAGUUUUAAAAUACAAUUGGCUUUUCAAAAUUAUUGAACAUUAUUUCAUUUUUUUACGGACAUGGUAAUUUGUAUACUACAAAUAAGUAAUAAAACGAAUUUAUAAUAUAGCCAAAUAGAAUUUCGAAUAUCAGAAAAAAAGUGAUUGGUAAUUUAAAAUUUUAAUUUAUUUAGGUAGGCAAAUUUUACAUAACUAACUCAUUUAGUUUAUAGUUUUAUGAUUUAGUAGCUUUCUCGAUAUACAUUGUAUCUCGUUUGCUAAUAAUACCUAAGUAUUUUUUGUCGAUCUGAUUUGAACCUUUAAAAUAACUUCGUAUUGAAGUUUUAUUUAUUGUGCAUAUCUAUGUAAAAGAAUCUGAUUAUAACACAUUCAUCUUUGCAAAUAAUACUGUUCCUUUUUUAGCAAUUUUAAUAAGUAUUAAUAUAAUAAUGCCAAAAUAUUGAAGCUAUGAAUUGGAAUUUUGAAAAGUGAUCUUUUUGUAUUGUAUUGAAUUUUUACAAAGCUCAUGUUAAAUAACUUAAAAACUAGAAUACCUAAAUUUCUUGGCUAAUUAAUUUAUUUAGAAGGUACUAAGUAUGAAAUAAUGUUAAAUUACGCACAAAAAUGUAUACAGACGCAUACAUUUACUUUGAGGCGGUUUUCAGCUCAAUUCUCAUUUCGUGUGAAUUUUACAAUGCACUAUUAGUUUCUAAGCCUAAUUAUUAAUAAGUUACUAGAAAGUUUAGAAAAACAAUAGAACUUUUCCUAGUAAUAUAAUUAGAUUUAGAAUUGAUUGAUCUUUAAUAAUUUCGCCCUUUAGAUGGCAACAAUAAGUCGAAUUACCUAUAAUUUUAUCGUAUGGCAACAUUUUUUUAUCAAUCUCAUAAUAUUAAACAAAGGCUCAAUUAUAAUGAUUAUUGUAAUUCCUGUAUUUAAAUCAAAUCGUGUUUAUUAUCAUGUUUUAAUAUCUCGUCUUGAUGAUUUUUAUCUAUUUGUACUUAUUUAAUUUGAUACCAGUUUAAGAAUAUUAUGUUUGUUUAAUAACAUUUUUAAAAGGUACUAAAAUCACAUGAAAUCGCUCUGAAAUUUGAUAUCAAAAAAUUCAUUUAAAAUGUAUUCAGAAAACCACUAUUUUUCAAUUCAUUUUACAUCUUUCUACAUUAUGCAUGUAUUUUAUAUAAUUUUACUGACAAUAGUUCAAAUAAUUAAUAAUUUCUGUGUUAAGUAGGCUUUUUAGUC